Molecule: messenger RNA, 2698 nt
Organism: Ananas comosus (pineapple)
Lineage: Eukaryota; Viridiplantae; Streptophyta; Magnoliopsida; Poales; Bromeliaceae
Product: ankyrin repeat domain-containing protein 17-like
Exons: 5
Coding region: 276-2549 (757 amino acids)
Molecular function (GO): protein binding
Source: RefSeq, a predicted model, not a curated record
AUGUGAUCGAUCGAUGCGGAGAAGAAGAGGACGUACUUUUACAUGUUAGUCCAUUCAAAGUUGUUAUUUUCAUAGUAUCCGACCGUUGGAGUCGACCAAAUUACAAACACCUGGUGUGCGCCUCCUCCUCCUCCCUUAGUGCGUGCGUUGUGAGCGAGCACCAACGAGAGGAUCCACUCCACGGUGAAAAGGGCGACGACCCAAUUCGCUUCUCCACCCCUUCUUCCGCAAAGUCGUCGCCUUUCCGGGGGGCGGGGGCGGUGAGGGUUCGAUCCAUGGCGCGUCACAGGGCGGCGGCGCGCGGCGACGAGGCUGCGACGUCGCAGAGGCUGGUGGAGGCGGCGCUGAGAGGGGACGCGCGGGCGGUGGAGGAGUGCCUCGGCGGCGCCGGAGCGGCGGCGGCGGCGGCGGCGGAUGUGAACGAGGUGGGUGCGGUGGUGCUGAGUGUGCGGUGCGUGGAGAUCGCGAUGCGCGAGGAGGCGGCGGACGAGGUAGAGAUCGAGCGCCGGGAGCUCAAGAGCGACGUCACCGCCUUGUUCGCCGCCGCGCACUCCGGCCACAUCGACGUGGUGCGAAGGCUCCUGAAAGCUGGAGCUGAUGUCAAUCAGAAGCUGUUUCGGGGCUAUGCUGCGACCGCUGCUGCACGCGAAGGCCACUGCGACAUCCUUGAAGUGCUUCUGAAAGCUGGAGCUUCUCAACCAGCUUGUGAAGAUGCUUUGCUCGAAGCUAGUCUUUUUGGCGAGGCUGAAGCAGUUCAACUAUUAAUUAGCUCAGAGAUGGUGAGGCUCGAUUCAGCUGCCCAUGCUAUUGUGACAGCUUCUUCUAGAGGCUUUGUUGAUGUAGUGGCCGCACUAAUCAAGAACGGGGUGGACAUUAAUUGUGUGGAUAGGGUCCUCUUGCAGUCAAUUAAGCCUGCACUGCAUGCAAAUGUGGAUUGCACGCCUCUUGUAGCUGCGAUCGUGAGCCGACAAGUUUCUACUGUGAAAUUCUUACUAGAGGCUGGUGCGAGGACGGACUGUCUAGCUCGGCUCGGGGCGUGGUCGUGGGACCCGAUUACCGGCGAGGAGCUCAGAGUUGGCGCCUGCUUGGGCGAGCCCUACACUGCGGAAUGGUGCACGGUCGAGUACUUUGAAUCUAGCGGCGAAAUCCUUCGUCUUCUUCUUCGGCAUGAACCACACUUACUUGAAAACCCGCAUCUUGGCCGCACCCUUCUCUGCCACGCCAUCCUUUGCCGGAACCCUAAUGCAGUAAGCGCUCUCCUCAAAGCCGGUGCAAACUCCAAGUUCCCAAUAAGAACCAAAAAUAGGUAUGAAUCCCGACCCAUUCACUUGGCGGCGAGACUGGGCUGUGCUGACAUACUGAGGCAAUUAAUAUCACAUGGAACGGAUAUCAAUGCAAAGACAUCAAACGGUGAGACUCCUCUAAUGAUCUCUGCAAAGGCCGGUAGUGCCGAUUGUUUUCUCGAGCUUAUUAUAGCUGGGGCCGACUUAGGGCUUGUGAGUGAUUCAGGUGAAACAGCAGUGCAGGUUGCAAAAACAAGUGCUUUUUCGUCGUCCCUCAUAGACAUCAUGACGAAAGCUUUGAAUGCAGGGGUGAAUUUGAACUCAUCAAAUAUUCAUGCCUUCUCUCCAUUACAUUUUAUCACUGAAAGUGGUUCCACCGAGCCUCUUCAGAUGAUUCUCCAUUCCUCAACUGCAGAUAUAAACAAGCCGGAUAGUUCCGGAUUUACUCCCCUCAUGGUCGCGGCGAAGGCCAGAAAAACAGAAGUAUUCCGGCUUUUAGUAAUGGCUGGAGCAGAUAUUUCGGUAAAGAAUUCCGAAAAUAAGACUUUAAUGUCCAUGCUUCAGAACGAAGAUCCUGUAAUGAGGGAUUCUUUUGAACAGAUUUUGCUCAAAGCGACACUAGCCGACAUUAUAACUGAUCGAAUGAUAUUUCGAGCUCUUCAUUAUGCGGCUCAAAAGGGCGACACAUCAUCAAUAGUUCAACUCUUAAAGAUGGGAUGGAAAGUUGAUUCUUUUGAUGAAAACGGUUAUUCACCUCUAAUGCUCGCGGCCAUGGAGGGAAAGUCGGAGGCGUGCCAGGUUUUAAUACUACAAGGAGGGGCCGACUGCGGGCUUACCAAUGCUAGAAACGAGACGGCUUUAACAUUGGCGAGGAUAAGCCCUAAAUCAAACAAGGCGACCGAGGGUUUGAUACUCGAUCAAUUAGCUCGAGUUUGUGUGACCGAAGGGGAGGAGCUCAUCAAGCACACAAGGGAGGGGCGGGGCACGCCACAUUUGAAGAACGUCCGGAUGCUAAACUCCGGGGUUUUGACGUGGGGGAAGAGCGAGAGAAGGAAUGUGGUGUGUAAGGAGGCGACGGCGGGGCCGAGUUUGAAUUUUUCGAAGAAUAGGAGGAAUGACGAUAAAGACGGUGAGGCGGCGGUCUUUCGGGUGGUGACGGUGGGGGGGCGAGAGGUCCAUUUCGAGGCUAGAAGUGGCCCUAGUGUGGAAUUAUGGGUUCGCGGCAUCAAUCUCAUUGCAAAGGAAAGUGCUUCUUCAGGGGAUUGAGGGGGAAAUCACUAGUGAACUAGAAUGUUUGGAUGAAGUAUAUUUAGGUGUUCAAUGUUGUUAAUGUUUAUUUUUUUCUUCUUCCUUCUUCUUUAUCAGGCCAUAGGAAUGCUUAAAGUAAUGAGAAUGUAUAGUGUGACAAUAUUGUA